CUCGCUGCCUAUCUCGGGGUUGCUCAGUGUUGGAGAGGCACAGCAGAGGGUAAAGCCCUGGAGAAGCUUUAGCUCUGAUUCCAGCCACUGAAGGAUUUUUAACCCAGAAACAGCAUGGACCGCGUGUGGAAAGGCUGGGUGCUGCUAAUCGCUCUCUACUUGGCUUCCUCCCAAGCUGUGGCGAGCCCCCUCUCCUGGCAGAAAGAGUGCACGGAGGGGCCUGAGAACUGGUGUCAGGAUUUGCAGACGGCUUUGCGGUGUGGGGCUGUGGAGCACUGCCAGCAGACUGUUUGGAACAAGCUUCCUGUGAAAAGCAUCCCUUGCCAUAUGUGUAAAGUGGUGGUAUCAAUGCUUGGGAAGAUCUUGCAGGACAAUCGCACAGAUGAAAGGAUCCGUGCUUUCUUGGAGAAGUCAUGCCAGUACCUUCCUUUCCAGGACUGGUCAGUCAAGUGCAAGAAGAUGGUGGACACUGGCAUGAUAAUGAUCGUAGAGCUGAGCAAACAAGUAUUGUCCAACCCUGACGUAGUAUGCCGUGCCAUCACCUUGUGCAAAUCCAUGGAGACUCAUGAGGACGCUCUGAAGAUUCAGAAGCCACUGCAGUCCAAUGAGAUACCUGUAAUGGACUUCCCUGAAAUGGUGUCUCCCUUCCUUGCUAAUGUCCCUCUUCUCCUUUACCCCCAGGACAAAACCCAGCAAGAGACCUUGGAGGGAGGACACUUGUGUGGAGACUGUGUUCAGCUGGUUGCUGACAUUCAGGAGAAAGCGAGAACCGGGCCUUUCUUCACUGAGUCCUUAGUUGCUACUGCCAAGCAACUGUGUGAACACUUGGGACCUAACAUGGCUGAUGGGUGCAAGAGCUAUAUUUCUGAAUACUCAGAGUUUGCCAUCCAGUUUAUGAUGCACAUGCAACCGAAGGAUAUUUGUGGCAGAGUUGGAUUCUGUCCUUCCCUGAAAUCUGUGCCCCUCCAGUCUCUGGGACCAGCUAAAGUGAUGCAUAUGUCCAAUAUGAAGGAGCCUGUGGAGCAGGAAAACCUGGGACCAGAAAAUAAAGCUUCCCUGUGCGGUAUGUGUGAGAUUGCGGUAAAGGCAGCAGAGAGCCUGCUGAACAACAACAUGACAGAGGAGCAAAUAGUCCAUGACAUGGAGAAGGUCUGCUACAUGCUACCUCAUGGUGUCUUAGGGCAGUGUAAGGACUUUGUGGACUCCUAUGGCAAGGCUGUCGUUGUCAUGUUGUUGGAAGCAACUAAUCCCGAAGUUGUAUGCAUCAUGCUGAAAUGCUGCCCCAAGAGUAGCCCUUCACACACCGAGAGAAGUGCUCUGGAGCCGUUACCAGUAAAUGCUGGCGAGUUCUGCAACGUGUGUCAGAUUGUUGUAACUUAUAUUGACAAUGAGCUGGAGGAGAACGAGACACAGGCUGAAAUUGGGACUCUGCUUGUGAAAGGCUGUCAUUUACUGCCAAAACCCUUGACAGACAAGUGUGAUGAGAUUGUGCUGCAGUAUGAACCAGACGCCCUACGACUCCUGGUACAGAUAAUGGAUCCUUCUUUUGUGUGCACUAAAAUAGGAGCUUGUGUAUCAUCCAAAGAGGAUCUCAUGGGUGAAGAUCCAUGUGUGUGGGGCCCAAGCUACUGGUGUAAGAACAUGGAGACUGCAGCUCAGUGCAAUGCUGUUGAGCACUGCACACGUCAUAUAUGGUACUAGAAGAAACCUUUCCAGCUGAAAAUGUUUGCCAUGGUUUUGAUUAAGCAUCCUGGAUUUGUUUGGGUGGGGACGGGUGAGAGGUCCAGGUCGGUUCAAGAACUGUGUCUCUCCUCUCCCUUCUGAAGGUCCUGUGCCUUCAGGUUUGUUCGGAGUGCUGCUGGGAACUCCUCUGCAAUGCUGACUCAACAAAAGCCUUAAAACUCUACCGUUCUUUGUGCAUUUGGAGCAGAGGAGUUGUUGGGUGGGGAGUGGUGUAGUGUGGGGUUUGUUCUAUUGUGAAUUAACGGCCUUGUGUCUAAUUGUAAAAUAAAUAAACCAGAAUAGGCUUACUAAACUGAAAUUCCAUGGUUGGUUGGUUUUGACUUUCCUGCAGUGUUCUUGAGCACUCUGCCCUUACUUGGGGCAAGACAAUAAAGGCUCAGAUUUUUAAAGCAGUCUGAGAGAUUUAGGGAUUGCAAGUGAAUGUGACCUGGGCGCCUCAGUCCCUUGGGUUUAUUUAAGCAUCCCACCCUAAAUUUUACUGACUUGUAAGUGAAGAGUAAAACUGCCUUUUUGAAAUGUUUCUUGUAUAAUCCAGAGAAGGAAGGCUUGGGGUUUGACUCUACUUGCAACUGGAAAUAAGUUUUUUAAGAGCCAGAUCCUCAUCUGGUGUAAAUCGGUAUAGCUCAACUGAAGUCAGUGGAGCGAUGUUGAUUUUUACCAGCUGACGAUCUGGUCCUAAGUCCCUCGUCAUCGUAGCAAAGAAAAGGGCAAUCUAAAAGCACAGCUUGUGUGGCAAGAGCUGCAGAAGCUGUCUCAAUGUGGACAUGUUCCUGUUUUGUUGGGGGUGCUUUUGGGUAGACAUCUUAGGAAACUAACUUGAUUAAAUUUAACUGUAAUUCUUACCUUUCCAUUACUUUCUCCAGUGGUACAGCCUCGAUAUUGGGUUUUUUUAAGUUGAAUGAGAUACAAAACCAUGAUGUAUAGCUUUUCUGUUGGAAUUAGUGCAGGAUCUGAAAGUACUUCGUGUUCAAAAAGCAUAGAAAGAUACAAAGCAGCUGCAGUUUUUCACUCCAUGUGAUGAAAGUUUGUAGUGGCUACCAAAGCAUCUGCCUUAUAUGGGGUUUUUCCCUGUGCAUCAGUGGGGAGAACAUCCAGCUCUCCUUAGCUGUAGCAUCUUUCCCCUAGCAUUACUGGCUGCAUGACAUUUACCCUGAUAGCGCAGCCGCAUGUCUAUUAAACUAGAUCCAAGCCCCAAUCCUGGUCUCACUGAAGUCAGUGAGUUUUUAAAAUGUUCCUCCUUCUUGUCAGGAAUGAUUGGCAUAAAAAACUUGGGCAAGGAUGCUCCUUCAAGUCAUUCAGAUUCUAUUAUGGCAAGCUCGGUAUAAAUUUGUGAGAGGAGCCAUUUUAACUCAGCAGGCAGAAUUCCUGAUCUUCCCUUCUGCCCGGCUAUAGAUGUGAGGGGAAAACGUGCAGCUGCUUUCAAUAGAACAUGGUCUUAAUGGUGCACGAAAGUUUCUGUAAUUAAAAAUAAAGACUUCCUGUAAACCUGACAUCUUUGUGCUCUUUUCCUUUGUACAUAGUCUUGAAGUCUCUCACUGGCUUUCAUGUGUGGGUGAUCCAUCCAUUAUACACUCUUCUGCUGCAAGUCCUCAUUAUCAUCUGAAUUUAGAUAAAAGUCAAACCAUCCCAUAAACCCCUAAAGGCUGAACGUGUUAUACAGGUGGCUUGAAC
This is a messenger RNA of Trachemys scripta elegans, 3414 nucleotides long. Its product is annotated as prosaposin-like. The record is from RefSeq and is a predicted model, not a curated record. Gene Ontology annotation, cellular component: lysosome. The coding region runs from base 115 to 1701 and encodes 528 amino acids. Gene Ontology annotation, biological process: sphingolipid metabolic process. The transcript is spliced from 14 exons. Lineage: Eukaryota; Metazoa; Chordata; Testudines; Emydidae.